CGGCGAGCAGCGGCCGCGCGGGGCCCGCCGGCAGAUAGCAGUCCUCCAGUGUCAACCCAUACCAUGGAUGUGGAUGUUCUACAGAAACUUAUUCAUUUGCUCCAGGCCACAGAUGAUCCAUUAAUUCAAGAGCAAGCUUUAAUCACUCUCAGCAACAGUGCUGCCUUCUCUGUAAAUCAAGAUAUAAUCCGAAAUUUGGAUGGUCUUUCUGUUAUUGGAGGGAUGCUUUCCAACUGCGCUCCCAAAGUUAAAGAAAAAGUGCUAAAUGCACUUAACAAUUUGAGUAUGAAUAUUAAAAAUCAGGAAGAGAUACAGGUAUUUAUUGCACAAGUUUGUAGGACUGUUGAGUCAGCUCCCCUGAACUCUGAUGUGCAGCUAGCUGGACUCAGGCUGUUGACAAAUAUGUCUGUUACCAGUGACUACCACCAAAAGAUGAUAAAUUCAAUUCCAUGCUUUCUUCAUUUGCUUUCAGAAGGAACUGAAAGGACACAGAUUCAUGUUUUGAAAGUACUUGUGAACUUAUCUGCAAACCCAGCCAUGACAAGACAUCUUCUCAGAGCUCAAGUGCCAUCAAUGUUGUUACUUUUUGACAACUAUAUAAACAGAGAGAUUCUAGUUCGAGCCCUGGCAUUUACAGCAAACUUGAAAAAGAACAUGAAUGAUGAAGAAGGCACCAUCAUUGAGGAAUACAGUGAAGACUCAAUUUUCUUCACACUCUGCAGGGACUCUGCCCCAUUUGCUCAGAGACUGGCAUCUUUGCUGCAUCACCCUGAUACAGAAGUGAAAGAACAAGUUGUGAGAAUAUUAAUGCAAUAGUGUUGUUUUCUUAAAACAGAAUGACCUGGUGAAAAUAUCUAAUCUUGGCAAUGCUAUGUAAAAAAGCAUGCAACAAGUAAACAAUGCAACAGAGGAAAAAAAAACAAACCUAAAUACUAUCAUUUUAAUAGGCACAAAUGAGUUACUACAAAAGAGAAUGCAGUGUAUUUAAUACAGAUUUUUUUUUACAAGCAGGAGAAAAGCAAUAGCUUAAUUAUUACCGAUAAACCACUGCACGGUUGCUACAUUUAUGCAAUGGGGACAAACAGUUUAAAACAUGAAAACAUUCAUAUGUAAAAUGAACAUUUUGAAUGGAUGAGUGAAGUGAAUGUAUAUAUCCUUGGCAAUAUCAAAUAUCAAUUACAGUUGUUGAAGAAAUACCUCUUUAGAAGCGUGCAUUAAAGAUAUAGCAAUUAGAGAUUAGGCAUUUAUAUUUUAUUAGUCUAUGAAAAGGUACAGCCAAAUCUUACAAAAUAAUAUUAAAUAAAGAACAAUACCAAACUAUCAUUGGCUUCCUACAGAAUUUGUAUCUUCAAUGAAAGCUGCAUACUUAAGUCACCAAACCUAGGUUUUUUCAUCUUUCCUGCAAGGAAUUUAUUCUAAAACUUCAUUCUUGUAUGCUUAGUAUAUCUAUUCCAUUUAGCUAAACUACAGUGCAGUUAAUCACAACUGUGAAAAGUUCGUACACUUGAACAAAAAUUGAUAGCAUUUUAUAUUGCUUUAAAAUUGUCACUUAAGGGAAAGCAGAUAUAUUUUUAAAAAUAUUUUAUUAGGAGUCAAGGAUUAUCUGCAACUACAAUUUAGCAUUCUCAUUAUAAAAAAAAAAUUCUACAAGAGCAGUAUCAUACACAUUUUUAAAAAAGCUUCUAAUUCUGUAGCAGCCCUUGUGUUUCCUUUCCUUGAAGAUCUUUACUCCUCCUUUUUUUUUUUUUUCUGCAACUGGAACAUCAUUAGAAUGAGUGCUUCUGCAGAAUUAGUCCCCAUAAAGUUUUAGUCAUCAAUCCAGCACUAAUUCAAAAUGAAGUGGAAUCCAUACAAACAUCACUGUAAAAGAACCUGAACAGAGUUUCACUGAUGAACAGAAAACAUACUGGAAAAUACCUUGAAAACCAGACAACUGAAAACUUCCACUACAGAAAAACUAAAAAAGGUAUCAGAUGUAAAGGCUAGGAAAGUUUUCCACUUUGUUUCAUUUUUAAGAGAACUGUAUCACCUAAACUAUUUCCAAGUGCUUCAUCUUUCUUAUUUAGUAAACUCACUCUGCUCUUCAGAAAACAUUACUAUCUUCUCCUUCUGUAAUGCCAUAGAUACUUAUUUUCAGAAGGUCACUUUGCAAAUAGCUAAAACUGCAAGAAAAAUAUGACCUUGAAACUGUGACACACCCAUGCCCUGGAUCAAUACAGGGGUAUUAGAUACAGCUACAUGUAUCUAAUUUAUCCACAU
Pseudopodoces humilis (Tibetan ground-tit) is the source of this 2259-nucleotide messenger RNA. RefSeq names its product armadillo repeat containing 10 (gene ARMC10). Gene Ontology annotation, molecular function: protein binding. Gene Ontology annotation, cellular component: mitochondrion. The record is from RefSeq and is a predicted model, not a curated record. NCBI's taxonomy places the organism in Eukaryota, Metazoa, Chordata, Aves, Passeriformes, Paridae.